AUGUUCGGGAGGGCGCCGAGGAAGAGCGACAAUACGCGGUACUACGAGAUCCUGGGAGUGUCGAAGAAUGCAUCCCAGGAGGACCUGAAGAAAGCCUACCGUAAGGCAGCCAUCAAGAACCAUCCCGACAAGGGUGGCGACCCGGAGAAGGUAGGAGCUAGGGUGGUUCCCUCUCUGAUCUUCUUCUCCACCCCCGAUCAAGCCAUCAUUUAUCUGAUCUUUCGUAGAUUUGACUCGUUCGAGUAUCGUAUCCCCGCCAAUGAGGAUGUGUGUUUUGGGGACCUGAUCGUGUUGUCCUGUUAUAUUAGUAAUGGCUAGACCUUCCGCUUGCCGUUAUCUGGGUGGUUCUCUAUUCCUCUACGAUGCUUCUCUCCCAAUCCUCGGCGGUGCGAAAUUUGUUGAUUUGAUUUUUAUCCUUCUUGAUUGUAGUCUCCGUACCAUCGGUUUUUUCCCUCGUCGCGUUGGUCGCAGGGGCCACUGAAUUCCAUAAAUUACUUAGGCUGGACCACGCUGAUGCUGUCGGUCCUCUGUUUUCCGCGCAGUUCAAGGAGUUGGCUCAGUCCUACGAGGUCUUGAGUGACCCGGAAAAGCGUGAGAUAUACGAUCAGUAUGGAGAGGACGCGAUCAAGGAAGGAAUGGGUGGUGGCGGAGGACAGGGCGACCCCUUCGACAUCUUCCAAUCUUUCUUUGGCGGCAGUCCCUUUGGAGGUUGGGGAUACCUCCCUCACCUGGAGUCUGAUUCUCGAGUCUUCAUUCAGGGGAAUUCUUAACCCAGCGCUGCGCCGUGCCGUCUGUUUUGCUAGGUGGUGGUAGCAGCCGCGGGCGAAGACAGAGGAGAGGGGACGAUGUUAUCCAUCCCCUCAAAGUCUCUCUGGAGGAUCUCUACAGCGGGAUGUCGAAGAGGCUAUCGCUCUCACGCAAUGUUCUAUGUCCUAAAUGCAAGGGGUAAGAAGAUGAGUGUUGGAUCUCUUCAUCAUUCCUCCCUCACGGCAGCAUGACCUCAUGCCGAAGCUCGGUGCUCAUCGUUCUCUCUUUCUGAAAACCAGGAAAGGGUCGAAGUCUGGCGCUUCCGGGAGGUGCGCUGGUUGUCAGGGCUCGGGAGUGAAGGUCACGGUUCGCCAGUUGGGCCCGGGCAUGAUCCAGCAGAUGCAGCAACCUUGCAGUGAGUGCAGGGGAACCGGGGAGACGAUCAGCGAAAAGGAUAGAUGCCCGAAUUGCAAGGGUGACAAAGUCGUGCAAGAGAAGAAGGUGCUCGAAGUUCACGUGGAGAAAGGGAUGCAACACGGCCAGAAGAUCACCUUUGCGGGAGAAGCAGACGAGGCGGUAUGGCAGAAGCAGCUACGUACAAAUCACUUCUGCGCUCGAUCCCUCGGAAGCUAACCGCGGAACUCUCUGACUUUCAUUUUGCAGCCUGACACCGUCACCGGCGACAUCGUAUUUGUCCUCCAGCAGAAGGAGCACCCCAAGUUUAGGAGGAAGGGAGACGACCUCUUCGUCGAACAUACACUUUCCUUGGCGGAGGCGCUCUGCGGCUUCCAGCAGGUCUUGACACACUUGGACGGCAGACAGUUGCUCAUCAAGUCCAACCCUGGGGAGGUCAUCAAGCCUGGUAAGCGCCUCCUCUCCGCUAGUCAGUCGGUGAAGCUCUCUCCUGGCAUUUGCCUGUUUGGGACCUGGUCCUGAUUCGUUCCACUGCAGGCCAAUUCAAGGCAAUAAACGAGGAGGGUAUGCCCCUUUACCAGCGGCCUUUCAUGAGGGGCAAGCUGUACAUCCACUUCACAGUAGACUUCCCAGACUUCUUGACCUCGGAGCAGAGCAAGGCCUUCGAAGCCAUUAUGCCAUACCCCAAGUCAUCUGCGCUACUCACGGAUAUGGAACUGGAUGAGUGCGAGGAGACUACUCUGCACAACGUGAACAUCGAGGAAGAGAUGCGGAGGAAGCAGCAGCAACAGCAGGCUCAGGAAGCUUACGAGGAAGACGACGGUGGAUCCGGUGGUGGUGCCCAGAGAGUACAGUGUGCGCAGCAGUAA
Molecule: messenger RNA, 2030 nt
Organism: Spirodela intermedia
Lineage: Eukaryota; Viridiplantae; Streptophyta; Magnoliopsida; Alismatales; Araceae
Source: the annotation of a GenBank genome assembly